Stegastes partitus (bicolor damselfish) is the source of this 2992-nucleotide messenger RNA. RefSeq names its product adaptor related protein complex 3 subunit mu 2 (gene ap3m2). The transcript has 9 exons. Bases 111 to 1367 code for a protein of 418 amino acids. Gene Ontology annotation, cellular component: clathrin adaptor complex. Lineage: Eukaryota; Metazoa; Chordata; Actinopteri; Pomacentridae. The record is from RefSeq and is a predicted model, not a curated record. Gene Ontology annotation, biological process: intracellular protein transport; vesicle-mediated transport.
UCUGCAGCUCCACCUAACGGGAAGCAACGACGGCUGCUUAAUCUUUCAUUGAGAGAAAAGGGGAAAGGCGAGACGAAAACGACUAAAAAUUGUCUUCGCCUCCAGCCAAAAUGAUCCACAGCCUGUUCCUAGUCAAUGCCUCAGGGGAUAUUUUCCUAGAGAAGCACUGGAAAAGCGUGGUCAGCCGCUCAGUGUGCGAUUACUUCUUCGAGGCUCAGGAGCGCGCCACCGAACCUGAGAACGUCCCUCCAGUGAUCCCCACACCGCAUCACUACCUUAUCAGUGUGCUCAGGCAUCGCAUCUACUUCGUAGCGGUCAUCCAGAGUGAGGUGCCACCGCUCUUUGUCAUCGAGUUUCUGCACAGAGUCGUCGACACGUUCCAGGAUUAUUUUGGAGUGUGUACAGAAGCGGCAAUCAAAGACAAUGUGGUAGUUGUCUACGAACUGCUGGAGGAGAUGCUGGACAACGGGUUCCCCUUGGCCACAGAGUCCAACAUCCUCAAAGAGCUUAUUAAGCCUCCCACCAUCCUCCGCACUAUGGUCAACACCAUCACAGGCAGCACCAAUGUGGGUGAACAGCUUCCCACAGGCCAGCUGUCAGUGGUGCCAUGGCGACGCACCGGAGUCAAAUACACCAACAAUGAAGCCUAUUUUGACGUGGUGGAGGAGAUUGAUGCUAUCAUUGAUAAAUCAGGGUCCACUAUUACAGCAGAAAUUCAGGGAGUUAUUGAUGCCUGUGUGAAGCUGACAGGCAUGCCUGACCUCACUCUCUCUUUUAUGAAUCCUCGGCUGCUGGAUGACGUCAGUUUCCACCCGUGUGUUCGGUUCAAGCGCUGGGAAGCUGAGCGAAUCCUCUCUUUCAUCCCACCUGAUGGAAACUUCCGGCUGCUCUCCUACCAUGUCAGCUCUCAGAACCUGGUUGCUAUUCCGGUGUACGUCAAGCACAACAUCACUUUUCGGGAGGGAAGUUCCCAGGGACGCUUUGACUUGACACUGGGCCCCAAACAGACCAUGGGCAAAGCUGUGGAGUCGGUCCUGGUCAGCAGCCAGUUGCCCCGGGGCGUCCUCAAUGCCAACCUCAACCCCUCCCAGGGAACAUACACCUUUGACCCAGUCACAAAGUUGUUGACAUGGGAUGUUGGCAAGAUCAACCCACAGAAGCUUCCUAGUCUGAAAGGUACAAUGAGCCUGCAGGCCGGAGCCUCCAAACCUGAUGAGAAUCCCACCAUCAACAUCCAGUUCAAGAUCCAGCAGAUGGCCAUCUCAGGCCUGAAGGUGAAUCGACUGGACAUGUACGGCGAGAAGUAUAAACCUUUCAAAGGAAUCAAGUACAUGACCAAGGCUGGCAAGUUCCAGGUCCGGACAUAAAGACUACUGCUCUCUGAACGCCGGACCAAACCACCACGAGACUGAGGGGAGAUGUGAUGGGGGAAGGGGAGUUGGUACAUUCCCUGUGUAUAUGCAUUUACCUAUGACGGUAUACCUACAUGAAUUGGAGGCUCCUUGUAGCAGCUAAGAGUGGGCCAUUGCACAUAGAAAUGAAACCUCUGUUGUCAACUGGUUAAAGCUCUGACUGAGUCUGAAGAGUUUGAACUAAGUGUCCUAAUACAUUUCCAUCUCUGUCUGAGCAUUUCUCCUCAUUUUCACUUUUAGCAGCAUUUUCAUUUAUAAUUUUAAUCAAACCAAGACCAAGCUUUUACAUUAGGACUGUGUACAAGUCUGUGUCAAUUCAGGCUCUAUCGAGUUAAACAUACAUUUCAAGCAGUCUGAUUCAGAGUCACCUGUCCUUCACCUUUCCACACAGUAUUUGAUUGUCUAUGGAGAGAGUUGUGGGUUACUGGAUCAGACAGUUGGACAUUCCGCCAACAGAGCUUCUCUGAUAAUAAAUAGUGAUACCAUGUGUGACAGAAGUUUAGUGUUCUGUCAUGUUAACGGACCUCUAGAAGAUAAAACAACAGCGUGGUUGCACAUUAAUCUUACGCUAACUAAAUUUGCUCCCUAGUGAUACAGAAGAAGCUCCUACAGUGAUUAUCUGUGCUCCAAAGGAUGCACAUUGUUACAGCAAGUGGAAAUUUAUUGCAUUUUUUAUCCUCCUGUCUAGUUUUUCUAAUUCCUUUUCCAGCGCCCUGUUUCAUCUGCUCUCUGUUUGCUCUCCUCUUUGUUCUGUUCUUGUGCUCUUCUUCUCCGCGGUGAAGUAAUUUGAUGAUUUUGUCUGCAACACUGGAGUCAGCACGCUGACAUACGAGAAUGUGACACUGGACCCGUCCUCAAUCACGCACUUUUACAUCUGCUGGUACUAACAUUUCUAUUCUUGCAAGUCAGAUGGAUGUAGAGAGAUUGAAGCUCUUUGAACAAUUUGUUACCAUUAAGGUAGGCUGGAAGAAAUUCAGAAACAUGUUUGCCUGUUUUAUUCAACUUUAAUUAUUAUUUAUUAAACAAAAAGAAUCAUUGUGUUGAUUACAAAAGCUUUAACUUUACCGUAGCUUGCUCUUUAACCAUAUUAUGAGACUGUUGAUUCUGAAACACUAUGAUCCAAAUUAUCCAGAAAGGUUUUCUCAGGGCACCACAGCCCCCACAGUGAGAGAAACUUUAUAAUGUGCAUUUUUAGUAUCGAUUUGCAUACAUCAUGUAAACGUAAGAUUAAGAAUGUCGUCAUGGCAACUGAGCUGCUCUGGAUAAACCGAUGCAGGAUGAUGAAGUGAUGCAUUCAUGCCUCUGGGUCUCUGCUGAAAUCAGCCCACCAUCAAACUCUGCUCUUUAACAGUUGGCAUCGAGCUUCAUGGUUGCUAUAAGGAUAUUGAGGCGUUAACGGCUGGAAAAUAAAAAAAAAAGAUGAUAUGAAACUAUGUAUUAAGGUGUAACGGCAAGGUACCUCAGAGGAAAUGUUGAAAGUUUGCGUUUUGUGUUUACAACAUUUUGUUUGUGUUUGUUAAACGGCCUCCAAUGGAGUGUACAAUGGUGAAAAAAAUAAAGAUUCAAUGUGUUAUAAGUGA